AUGGGCACCAUUCUGAGUAUGACUUGGACUGGCUAAGAGUCCAAAACAGAGCUGAGGACAUCCCUGCAGAGAUAUUGUGGUCUGGGGACAUGUCUGCACAUGUUGAGUAUGUUUACAGCAUCAGAUGUCAAAUCAAAAGAAGGAAUAACUCGACUGAUCAAGUCACUCUUGGAUUAUGGAGUUGGCUUUGUUACAAAUGUGAAACAUAAUAUACAAUCAACAGAAGAAAUAAUUAGAUGUAUUGGACCACCCCAGAAGACACUAUUUGGGACCAUGUGGGAGUUCACCAACAAGAUGGAACACUUGGACUCAGCGUAUUCCAAUAUAGCAUUGGGCGCUCAUACUGAUACGUCCUACUUCAUCGAGCCCGCAGGGUUGAUAAUAUUUCACUGCAUGGAGAGGAACUGUGAAGGAGGAAAGACACUCUUAGUGGAUGGAUUCCGAGCUGCAAAAGAAGUUGAAUUGGAGUCACCAGAUUUAUAUCACUGUUUGAAAAACGUUCUUACUGAGUUCCAAUACAUAGAGAAAGGUUAUCAUUUAACUUCCCUAAGCACCAUGAUACAGCAUAGUCUAAAUGGUAGAAUUAAUCAAAUAAGAUACAACCUGUAUGACCGCAGUGCGCGGCAACCUCUGCAGAGUGUGCUGUUCUACCGGUCACUGCGACGGCUAGCAGCGGCGGUGCGUAAGCCCAAGGCAGAGUGGUGGCUCACAUUGGAACCAGGCACCGUAGUUUUCAUCAACAACUGGCGUGUAUUGCAUGGGCGUUCAGCUUUCUAUGGUCAGCGCACCAUGGGUGGAGCUUAUCUUCACAUGGGCAACUUCCUCAGUAGGGCUCGCUCUUUAGCGCUCAUUACAUAACUUGUCUUAAUGAAUUUAUAAACAACAAAUACACAUUUCUAUGGUAAUA
Homalodisca vitripennis (glassy-winged sharpshooter) is the source of this 907-nucleotide messenger RNA. RefSeq names its product trimethyllysine dioxygenase, mitochondrial-like. The record is from RefSeq and is a predicted model, not a curated record. Gene Ontology annotation, molecular function: oxidoreductase activity. The transcript is spliced from 4 exons. Gene Ontology annotation, cellular component: mitochondrion. Gene Ontology annotation, biological process: carnitine biosynthetic process. Lineage: Eukaryota; Metazoa; Arthropoda; Insecta; Hemiptera; Cicadellidae. Bases 100 to 858 code for a protein of 252 amino acids.